Messenger RNA from Exophiala spinifera, 3045 nucleotides. RefSeq lists its product as uncharacterized. The transcript is spliced from 2 exons. Gene Ontology annotation, cellular component: nuclear membrane; cytoplasm. The record is from RefSeq and is a predicted model, not a curated record. Gene Ontology annotation, biological process: protein import into nucleus. The coding region runs from base 1 to 3045 and encodes 1014 amino acids. Lineage: Eukaryota; Fungi; Ascomycota; Eurotiomycetes; Chaetothyriales; Herpotrichiellaceae.
AUGGAGAGGCUAAUCCUAGAACUCAACGACCCCGGCAACCAGGCUGCUCCGGGGCGGAUUCAUAAUAUUCAGCGACAGAUCCAAAGACUACAACGUGACAAGUCCGCGUGGCAAGGUGGUCUUGACCUUCUACGGCAUGAUGAAGCCCUCAUAAGGUUCUAUGGUGCUCUCACUUUGACCAUCAAGAUUAAUGCUGACUGGGACAAUGACGGGAUCGGCAAGACUAAUCAGACGAGGGAGCAAUUACUUGAAGCUCUGGUCAAUCACUAUUCACGAUUGGUGACGUUACCGGACUCGAAUUUUGUCCUCCAGAAGCUAUGCUCUACGCUCGUCACAUUUUUCGCCAAACCGGACUCAGGAUGGCAAAUCCCUAUACGACACGUCCUCGCAUGUCUCAUCAGCGGACAAUUUGUUCCUGAAACAGCACUACCAGAUAUGCAACAACUCCUUGGAGCUGCCUUAACAUACUCGGACGUUCAACUGCGAGGCGUUCUCAUGCUUGUUCGGAUCAUGGCUGAAGAUCUCACCAGCAGCGUUUCGACCUCAGACGUUGAAAGCACCAUUGCAGAUCGCUUAGCCGCCAAUUCUCUCGAUGCAUGGCAACUCCUCGAAUUCUCAUUACACAGGGUUAUCAAAGCUGAGCACAAGCCAGAUGGCUCCUUGAUGCUCUCUUUGACACAAGAAGACAUGUUUCUCAGUAUUCUUCAAGCUAUGCCUUUCUGGACUGGUUCGAUAAAACAUGGACGAUUACACAUAGCCAAAGAUGUUGUGGACAACGUCGAGGCGAUCGCCAGGAGAUGUAUCGCAAUUGCGAUGAAUCUCUUCGACCGAGACUUUGCUGUAGGAAAUGUCCUUCAGCUGCUCAUCUCGCUUCAGCAGACAUCUCCAGGGCUUCUCAAACAGUCUGUCCCCAACUAUCCCGCAAGAAUAGCAGACACCCAUGCGGCGAAAGUAAUUGUUGAAGAUUUGGUACGUGGCGAUUUUACUCCCAAUGGAAUUCUCUAUGUGGAUCUUUUGGAAUCUAUCAUGAGCCAGGUAGAUACUAGCACAAGAGUCUAUCUCGACUCUCAUCGCUAUGACGAUAUCAUUCAAACCCUUCGAAGACUACUCCGAUGCGAAGGUACUGCCGUCAUCGAGGAUCCGGUGUGUCAAAUUGCCCUUGAGAAGGUGACUGACAUUGUGGAGGGCUCCACGGAUUGGGAACAAGACCAAGUUGAAGACUUCAUUUAUGGGCUGGCAGCCGACGCAUGUGACGCGUGUCUCUUGAAGGUCAAGAUCCCAGAAGAUCAAAUGUCAAAUGGCACGGCAGACUGGGAUGCUGACGAUAGAGCCAAAUUCCAAGACUUCCGCUACGAUGUGCAUGACUUCUUUCAGUCAGCGUUCACCGUGCUCGGGGCAGGAGUUGUUCAAGGGAUCGUGAAGACCAUUGUCUCCCAAGGCGCAACGCGCGAAUGGAGCAUCUUCGAGGCUGCGAUGUUUUGUCUCACGGCAUUUUCUGAUACAAUGGCCUCAGAACCAGAUGUUUAUGACGAGCUCAUUACAACAGUUCUGAGCAGCCAUCCCUGGGGCGAUGUGUUGACUGCAGGGAGUACAGUUCCGGAUAAAGCCCGACAAACUUGCAUCAGAUUCAUUGCGGACAGUGUCGUGUACUUACAACGACACUCCGAAAGUAUGGCACUGGUGCUCAAUUUUCUGUUUUCAUCGCUUCAUCUACAAUCUUCGGCGUCUGCCGCUUCAAAGGCGAUUUACAGCCUGUGUGAUUCUCACAGGAGGACACUGACCCAAGCCCUUCCACAGUUCAUGGCAUCCUUGAUGGCCGCCAACGACCUUGGUGCCACCGAGCGGCACCGCUUAUAUGCUGCUGUUGCUGCCAUUAUUCAGGCAUUACCACGCGAAGAGGAUAAAAUCGAGCCUUUGGGAAGGCUGCUGUCAUCCAUUCGGACUCUCAAGGAGGCGCUAACCUGUGACUCAGAAGAUAAGGACGAGCUUCUCGGUUUUUGCAUUGAUGCGGUGCAGACCCUCGCAUCGGUUGGAAAAGGUCUUCGUUCGCCGCACGAUGUCCCCGUUGACCUUGAACCUCCGGUAGAUGAACAGGCAGCAUUCUGGCACACUGGGCCUGGGGCUGAUCUACAGCUGAAUGUGCUUAACACCUUUAGGGCUGUAAUACAGAAGGCACCCGAUCAAGCCGACGUUUCGUUUAUCGAAGCGUGCUGUGAUUUCAUCAAAUCCGGGUUCACGGAGCAGCAUCCGUCGCCGUUCAAGUUUCCUGAUGCAAUUGCGCUUGGAAUUGUGGUACCUUGGAUUACCGUCUCAAAUCCGGGUAUCGACAUGUCGAUGGCAUGUGCUUCGAGCUUUCUAGCUUCUGUCGAAUCCGAGAACAUCCACGACUGUCUCCAAGGAGUCUUGUACGAGGUUGCGACGAAUCAGCAGAGGAUACUUUCCGCGCAUCAACUCAACCAGCAACCCCCCAGCAACAACUUCAGUGCGGCAUCUCUCGACUUCCUUGCUCGUACACUAUUGAAGUUUGGUUCAAUAUGGUUCGCCGGUGGAGACUCACCCGAGACGACAUUGUCAGUUGCGAUUGAGCUGGCAUUGAUGGUUAUGGCCGACUCAGAUACUCUUCCGCGCCGCUCUGCAUCUGCCUUCUUUGCGACUGUGGCAGAUUGUUCCGGUCCAGGCGGCCCAAUCGAGACAGCAGCUUACCAAAGAAUUAGUCGCUCGCUGCAGUCCUUUGGCCCCCGUGUUCUUUCGAUGAUCCUUCGUCUGCUUGGUGGAGAAUGUGCUCGCUCGGAAAUCGAAAGCUUGACCGACGCACUCAAGAAGUUCAUUCUGAGGCAGCCUAUGUUGAGUAAGUUGGUGCUCCGGGAAGCAGUCAAGCAAGAUGCCGGCGUGCUGAGCGAGAAGGCACUCCAGACAACGACCAUCGAGCAACGAAAUAGAUUUGUAGCUCAGAUCGAAGGACUGCGAGGAGGAAGAAAGACCAACGACAUUGUGAAAGAGUUCUGGAUAUCAUGUAAAGGGAGCGGGUUUGGGUAUAUCACUUAG